AUGAUGAGCAUCAAGUUGAGAACGCUAUUACUUUUCCCGGCCCUUGUUGCCAGCCUUACAGCGCCAAGUAGGCUUCAGUUGUACAACUCGACAAGCUCGGGCAAUGGAACAUCACGACAACCAGCCUCUAUCGCAGAUGUCUUGCAAGUGGUCAACGCUAUUGGGGGACUUGAGGUACUGCAAGAGGUUAGAGGGUUGACGUACAAUGGUGGCCAGCUCUACCGCAGUGGCACCUUGAGCCAGACUUACACCCUCGAAUCGCUCGACCAGUCCGUAGCAACAACAGGAUCCUCGAAUAUAUCCUUCCGGUUCAACAGCUCAGGCUUGAGCUCUCGCAUCGAUCGGGAAUACGCUUAUGAUGACUACUGGGUAUGGGAGAUCCCAUCUCUACGACCGUUAGCAGACAUGUCUCUGGUAGUUCGUGACGACUCAGAGCAGUACGCUUGCUUUGUCAACGGCUCGAACAACUUCUUGUCCGACUUUCGAUCUACGCAAGGAUACACGGACGAACUGGUGACGAACUACUUGAUUCAUCAAGCCCAUCAAUAUGCUUUACCGUGGCUGCUACAGCAGUUCCUGAAGAAUGACACCGAGUUGGAGAAGUACCAGGUACAGCAGCGUUAUAGUAGGGCGACCUACGGUGCCAUUGAAAGCGCUGAACUUGGCUUGACGCUGCUCUUCGAUCUGGCGACAAAGCUCCCUUAUGCGGUGCGGUCUUUGGAGAAUCAUGUCGUCUAUGGGCCAUCGACGAGCGACUUGGUCUUUACGAACUUCCAGCCAUCUGAAAUCCGAAAUGGGUCGAGCAUCAAGCUUCCUCUCCGACUACAGACCGUCUACAACUCAAUGUAUGUCCUCGAAGACAUCCUGCUAGACUCCAUCACCGUCAACCCUGCGUUCCCAUCUGGAUUCUUUGAAGGUCACGCACCGACUCCAGAUCCGCAGAACACAGUGCAGAGACUUACUGCCGCCCAGCCCUCAUCUAGCCCCGAGUAUCCGUUGUCGGAGAUUCACGAGUGGUACGAAGCAGGAAUCUGGGCCGGUCCCUUUACAGAAAUGUACAAUACCUCGUCCAUUGUAGUCGAUUACCCAGAUCCAACCUUCAAAAACAUCAUGAAGAUAUAUGUCGGCUACAACGACUACAACCAGCUGCUCAUAGAGCACGAAACUGGAUUCAUCAUAACCGAUGCACCACCGCAUCGAUCGAAGAUCAUAAUCGAGUGGCUCAGACAGACUCGACCGGACAAGAAAAUCACCCAUGUCGUCCCGACGCACCACCAUAGCGAUCAUGCAGAUGGGUUUGUCGACUAUGUCAACGAUGGCGCAACUUUGGUGGUACCCUAUGUUGCACGAAACUACUACGGACAGGCUAUUGCACAACGAAUCAUUACAUACACUGCAGAAAAGCCCUUCGUCUUUAGGGAUAACCUCAUCGACUUUCGAUCAUACUGGUCCCCAUCCAGUCCACCACACACCGAAGACCAAGCUUUCCCGGUAGUGACAAAGGCCAAUGCCACAGACUCCGACACAUUCAUUCUUUACGAGGCUGACAUCGUCAAUCCCGGUUCGAACGCAGUGUAUUACAAGAGUCUGUACGCCUGGGACCUGCUUGUGAGAUGCAUUAAGAUUGGAAUUCCCAGGUCGGCAUUGAUUGUUAGUGCUCAUGUACAUGGGAGUAACACGACUGGUGUCAGUACGACGCAGGCAUUGACGGAGGUUGGAGAUAUUGUGGGAUUCAAGUAUCCCGAUUUGACUUUGGCAGAUUGGAGGACAUGUUUGGAUAGUGGAUGUCAAAUGUGA
Messenger RNA from Zasmidium cellare ATCC 36951, 1797 nucleotides. RefSeq lists its product as uncharacterized. Bases 1 to 1797 code for a protein of 598 amino acids. Lineage: Eukaryota; Fungi; Ascomycota; Dothideomycetes; Mycosphaerellales; Mycosphaerellaceae. The transcript has 2 exons. The record is from RefSeq and is a predicted model, not a curated record.